This is a messenger RNA of Eremothecium cymbalariae DBVPG#7215, 1776 nucleotides long. It is a transcript of the gene UBX2, whose product is annotated as Ubx2p. Bases 1 to 1776 code for a protein of 591 amino acids. Gene Ontology annotation, cellular component: endoplasmic reticulum. NCBI's taxonomy places the organism in Eukaryota, Fungi, Ascomycota, Saccharomycetes, Saccharomycetales, Saccharomycetaceae. The record is from RefSeq and is a predicted model, not a curated record. Gene Ontology annotation, molecular function: ubiquitin binding. The transcript has a single exon.
AUGCCUAUUGUCUAUAACGGUAAUCAAGAGUUCCAUCUGCAACAUUCUGAGGAGGAGAAAUUGAAUCAGUUCCAAACCAUUACUUCGUUUCCUGAAGAUGAAUUACCGUUAAUAAUUAAACUUCUACAAAACCAUUCAUGGCAUUUGGAACCUGCUUUGAGUCGAUACUUCGAUGGUGAUUGGAAGGAAAAUUUGAAUGCUACAGCAGGUCCUAGUCGUGCUGAAGAGGAUGACUUUACACACAUAACGCCAAAUAUGGCGACACAGCAUGUUGUACCAUUUUUGGCAGCGGACAGAAACUUUAUCCCAUCCUUGCCGAUAGUGAGCCGAUUGCCCCAAGAUUAUAAGGAGAAGUUUCAGAUUGUUGGACUGCAGUCAAAUAGAAGUAGUCUUGAUACAAAUCCUAUACUUCUUGUAGUUAUGCUGCUACCUAGUCUAAUCGUGAAGCUUGGUGUGGAUAUUUUUUCAUUUAUAUGGAAUUUGAUAUCAUUUGGUUUUGGGGAUAACAAUGCCAAUGGUGUUCAAAAGUUUACCAGAUUCCCAAGUAAAAUUCAGGAGCCUGUAAGACCUGUUUCGGACGAUAUAACUGCCGUUCUUGGUCCAGAAUCAAACGAGUUAUUGACAUUGGCAAGCAAGUUGUCCUUUAAUGAGUUGUGGGAAGAUUGCGAGAGGAAGUUCAAGUUCAUGCUGAUCAUUUUCCUUGGAAAUUUAGUUGGAGAAGAUUCAGACUUAGGCUCUCAACGGUUUCUAAAGAAUAUUAUAGCAGAUGAGUCUACUAUAUCCUAUUUUAACGAAAACAAGCAGAACUUGGAAAUAUAUUUUGGUUCGUCGCAUGAUAGGGAAACGUGGUAUGUUGGGAAACACUUAGAUGUAAGGUAUACCCCAGAAUGCUAUUUGGUGGCAAAUGUUCUAAACGCCAACGGGUCCUUUAACGGAGCCACUAGGAUGUCAUUAUUGGGUAAAAUCAGACUAACCUCCCUCAGGAGGUUUCAAAGGUCAUUGCGCAUGCACAUGGAUAAAUAUUCUGCAGAACUCAUCAUCAGCCGUAAUGAGAGGGAGGAACUUGAGUUGGCCAGAAAGCUCAAAGAAUCACAGGAUCAGGCCUUUGAAGAAUCAUUAAGGCAGGACCAAAUAAAGGAAGAAAAACGGCGUAUCGAAGCGGAACAACUAAAGCUAGCUAAGUUACUGGAAGAAGAGACUGAAUAUAGAAGAAAGAUACAAGCUACAGCCCGCAACUUGUUCUGGUUGAAUACUACUGUUACAAACCUUGAUUGCAGAAGUACUAAUCAUGAGAAGGAUGAUAAGCAGGCAGUAUUGCAAAUUCGAACAUCAGAUGGAAAACGCAUCAUCAAAAAAUUUCCAGGUCGUACAAACUUGCGCCAACUAUAUUUGGAUGUUGGAUGCCAUUUGUACCUACAGGAAACGAGUAACGAUGCAACCGAAAUACAAUCAAAAUUGGUUGAACUUAUCAACAGUUUAGCAGCCGACAGCUCAGUACUUUGUUUUAAAGACAGUUGCGAAAUGAAUCUUAACACUAUAGAGGAAAUCAAGGCAACAAUCAAUGAAGAAUUAACCAAGUUGGAUGAUAUAGACAAACCGGGAAACCUUCAGAUAGCAGAAUAUAUCGAUUUUGAACUAGUUUCACCAUUCCCAAGAUUCAAGAUCCCCUUUGAUGAUGAAUUACUUAUUCAAGAUAUAUCAAAAAUUUGGCCCAAUGGUAGCUUACUAGUAGAAUAUGUGGAACAAGAACAAUUAGAUUCACUGAGUGACGAUUAG